AGCCAAUCAGUUAACAGGUUACUCCUGGUCAUCUAGAAAUAGUAUCCACUGAAUCAACAGAGCGCGUUUAGUCAUCAAACAUUACUUUUUAUGUGUAAUUUAUGUGAGUGAAACAAAAACGAGAAGUAAGACAAUAGUAAACUAACUUAAAUUGAAUUGUAAAAAAUGACAACAAGAAAAGCCAAGCUGGAAGAGCUGGAUCCAGCAAAAGAAGGUUUAAGGGAAAUUGGGAUACAGGCAGUAUGGUCGCUUUCUACUUGUAAACCAGGUUUUGGAAUUGAGCAACUCAGAGAUGACACACAUGAAACAUACUGGCAGUCUGAUGGUACACAACCACAUCUAAUUAACAUACAAUUCAGAAGGAAAAUUACUAUUGAUAGCAUUGCUAUUUAUGCAGAUUACAAGUCCGAUGAAAGCUACACACCGAGUAAAAUUUCUGUCAGAGCAGGAAACAACUUUCAUGACCUGCAAGAAAUCGAAGUGCUUGACAUGAAUGAGCCAACAGGCUGGGUACGAAUCCCUUUGAAGGACAGUAAAGGCCAACGAAUAAGGACGUUUACGUUACAGUUGGCCGUUCUAUCAAAUCAUCAAAAUGGACGUGACACACACAUGAGGCAGAUUAAGGUUUAUGCACCACUGCAGCAGACAUCGCUGGAGAAAUUCCCAAACUUUACAUCUGUCGAGUGUGCCAUGCAUUCAACGAUUAGAUGAUGUGUCCUUUCCGUUUCCACCGAUAAUGUACACAGCGCCUGCGCCAUUGUCACUGGGCCAUGCUCUUUUUAAUUGAUGCUUUCGAAUUCCAUGAAUGCUGCAUUUUUACUGUGGCAACUCACUGUGCACAUGGUCAGCAGGUUUGCCUAGUCUAUGACAACCAAUUGCAGGGUGAGAAGUUCAGGAUGUUUAAUUUUGUUAAGGCUUAAAAGGAUGAAUAUAGGCUCACCAAAAUGAUAUGCAAACAUGUUGCAGCUUCUCGUAAAUUUUGUACAUUUAAAGCGGACAAUAGAAGGCAUUGCUAGAAACAAGUCCCAUGUGCUCCAAUAUUUGUAAAAAGUACAUGGUUUGAAAAUCAUCAUGGAAUAAGCAAUCUGAUAUUGUACUUACCAUAACUAUAAAAGCAUGUCAUUCAAGUUAUAGUAUAGUCAUGGAUUUUUGAAUAAUGGUCAUAUGAAAUGCAUAGCACUAUUAAUAUUCUCUAUAAUAUAGUGUUUGUUAUUUGAAAAAUAAAGUGAAGAAUUUUUAGUUCCUUUGUUUUGAACAGGGUUUUUGCAUACA
Molecule: messenger RNA, 1272 nt
Organism: Anneissia japonica
Lineage: Eukaryota; Metazoa; Echinodermata; Crinoidea; Comatulida; Comatulidae
Product: anaphase-promoting complex subunit 10-like
Exons: 3
Coding region: 166-711 (181 amino acids)
Biological process (GO): protein K11-linked ubiquitination; anaphase-promoting complex-dependent catabolic process
Cellular component (GO): anaphase-promoting complex
Source: RefSeq, a predicted model, not a curated record